Messenger RNA from Mobula hypostoma (lesser devil ray), 9640 nucleotides. It is a transcript of the gene palld, whose product is annotated as palladin, cytoskeletal associated protein. The record is from RefSeq and is a predicted model, not a curated record. NCBI's taxonomy places the organism in Eukaryota, Metazoa, Chordata, Chondrichthyes, Myliobatiformes, Myliobatidae. The transcript is spliced from 21 exons. Bases 302 to 4516 code for a protein of 1404 amino acids.
UGAUACAGGGCAUUCCACUGAAACCUGAUCCCCGUCUCCAAAUAUAGACGAGUGCCGGCAGUGACUCCGCGGGCACACGGCAGAUGUUAACUGCGGUGGGCCGCUCGCUGCGGUCCCCACGGAGGCUCGGUCCGAGUGCAGGCGCCUGCCGAGAGGAGGGGGCGGGGAGGUGUGCACGGGGUGAUCCCCGGCCAUCGACGCGGAGGAGGAGGAACCCUCCCAGAACCGCUACCCCCACCUCGCCGACGGGUCUCGGAGCUGCUGGCGGUCAGGACCGCUGCUUCACGUCGAACAGGAGAGCAUGCAAGACGGGUCGCUUGAUCAUGCACUGCCCCUCUCUCAGAUGCUAAAGGAGGCCUAUUCAUCCGGGAAAGCCCCACCAGACACGUGCGACGGUGUGAUGUCUGAGGUCUCGUCACACGAUCUGUACUUUGACUCUCUCUCGGAGUUCCAGGAAGAUGUGAUGGGUAGCCCAGUCCUGGGCCUCUCAGCCUUCCUCAGUCAGGAGGAGAUGAACAAGAGCCUCGACCUGGCCCGGGUGGCCAUAGCUGAGAACUCGUCGGAGGAGGCCGACGAACCUGAGCUGGAGGACAUCUCCCGUUACCUCUGUCCCCGCUCCUCUGUCAGCUCGCCAGGCAGCUCGGCCUUGUCCUCCCAGGGGACCACCAGAUUGGCAGAAGCACCCUCGGGCAAAAAUGCUGAGGCCGACGGCAGUGUGACACCAGACAUCCAAUACAUGGGCAGCAGCCGUGCCCACUCCCAACAUGACAGCAGUCGACCAGAAACCCCGGGCUCUGUAGUAGCCCUUGGAGGAUCGGGGACACAGUGGGAAACCGCAUCCGGUGAGCUGGAUCCCUCUCACCAUCCCAAAGACAACGGGGCGCUGGAACCCCAAAGCCCGAAUUCUCCCAGGAACGAGUUCCGUCCCAAAUCCGUGUCCUUCAUUGAGGAGCUGUCGUCCAUCUUCAGGACUGUUCGGCCGUCGCACUCGUCCCAGCAGAAACACAAGGGCGACAGCUCGUCCCCUGACAGCGGGUACCUCUCACCGAAGAGCCACGCCAAAGCCGGCAGAGAGCUGGCUGGGAAGGCCAGAGCUAUGGAACCCAGAGCGGCUCCGGCCCCGGCGCCUGGCUCUGAGGCGGGCAGGCGGAGCCGGUCGGCGGAGCAGGAGGGUGAUGCCAGAGCGGAGAUGGCAGGGGACCUCGCCACUGCUUGCUCAGCUCCCCGGUUCACCCAGAAGCUGAGGAGCCAGGAGGUGACUGAAGGGAGCAUGGUGCGACUGGACUGCAGAACGCUGGGAAAUCCACAGCCUGUGGUGAGAUGGUUUUGUGAGGGAAGGAAACUGGAAAACACCCCAGACAUCCAGAUAUUCCAAGAUGGUGAUCUCUGCACACUAGUUAUUGCGGAAGCAUUUGAGGACGAUACGGGCCGAUACGCCUGUACAGCCACCAACUGCUUUGGUUCGGACAGCACGUCUGCUGAGAUCUAUAUCGAAGGUGCAUCUUCUACGGACUCAGAGGGUGAGGGAGACAUGUUUCACUCACAAGCUGGUGGCGCGUCACAGGCACAGAAGAAGACGACCUCGGUGUCCCUGACGAUAGGAUCACCCCACUCUAAGAAGGCAGCGGGUGCCCCUGACGUACAGCAGGUCCGCUCCACUCUGGUUCAGUCUAUAUCCAUCCCGGCACCCCAGAUCCAAAGUCCUACACCUUGCCUACCAGUCCAGGAUGGAAUCUCGUGUCCAGUCUUUACAAAGGUCUUGCAAGAUGUCACUGCAUCAGAGGGUCAAGUCGUGGUGCUGGAGUGUCGAGUGAAGGGAUCUCCUCCUCUCAAAGUCCAAUGGCAGAGGCAGGGAACAGAAAUAGAGGACUCGCCAGAUUUCCGAAUCCUUCAAAAAAAGCCUCGAACAGCUAUUGAUCCUGCAGAGGAGAUCUGCACCCUCGUGAUAGCGGAAACCUUUGUGGAAGACGCCGGGAGGUUCACCUGCACAGUCACCAACGCCUUUGGCUCUGCGUCGUGCCAUGCUCAUCUCACAGUCUGUCCGGGUGUUGAGGUUUCGUCAAACAAUGGAAGUGACUUGCUGGACAGUCCUAGCCCGUCGCCUCAGACUGAAAUCAGUUCUCUGGAACUGCCUCCCAAGAGGAUAGUUGAUCCUGUCCAGGUGAACAGCCUUGAGAUCAAACCAAGCGUGGCUGCCUUCCAGCUGGAGCUGAACUCGACUGAUAUCAAGACUAAUGGCACCUCAUCCAGCCAGGAGCUCAACGGACCAAACCAUGGACAAUCCAUCCUGCUGCCCUCUCCCGUGAAGGAACCCCCGCCGCUCGCCGCCAAGCCCAAACUUGAUCCACUGAGGCUACAGCAGCUGCAGAACCAGGUCCUACUGGAACAGCAAGCCGGGAGGCAAGGCCAGCAGACCCUCGAGCUCUUACUGUGCUCGCCAAAUUCCGCCCAGCCGCCCCCCGCCCCAAUGAGCGUGCUGAACCCCCACACUCCGUCGCCAGCCAUGCAGCAAACAACGGCUUUCAAUUACGCUCGGCCAAAGCAGUUUAUUGCCGCUCAAAGUCUCUCGUCUUCUGCUGGGUACCUGUCUCCUUCCGGGUCUUCGGGCUCUAACCUGUCCUCACCCCUCUCUCCUCCCAUCACGCACAAGCCCUUGAACCGGGUGGCCCUGCCCUCGUUUCCCCAGGGGGAGGGCGAACAUCGGCCCAUAGGCUCUGGCUUGUCGUGGAGCCCCCGAUCGCCUUCCCCUCCUCUCCCCCCUCCACCGCCCGUCCACAGCCCCCCUGCUUUCUACCCGCAAGACUCCUACCCACUGCCACCACCUCCGCCACCUCUCCUCGCCUCGCCGACGCAGCCCCCCUACCUAUCGCCCUUGGCUGGUCGGGCUUCCCCUCACUCCGGCCAAUCGCCUGCGGCCUUCCUCAGCUCCAUGUUGCCAUCACAGUCAGUUGCGUCACCCGUCAACGCUUUGGGCCUACCAAAAGGAGCCAUCCCAAUAACUCCGCAGAGUCUGAAGAGAAACAGCCGCACUCCUCGCCUGGCAACAGACGAAGAAAUCCAAGGAACAAAGGAUGCGGUCAUUCAGGACCUGGAGAGGAAACUACGCUUCAAAGAUGACCGUAUGAGCAAUGGCCAGAGAUUGACCUACGAAGAAAAGAUGGCGCGCCGACUUCUGGGAGCAGACAACGUUGCCACUGUCUUCAAUUUUCAGGAGGCUGAGGAGGACCCUGUGGCCCAGGAGUACAAAGUCUCCACCUUUGAACAGAGGCUGAUUAGCGAGAUUGAGUUCCGGCUGGAGCGCUCCAAGGUGGACGAGUCCGAUGACGAGGUCUCGCACGAUGAGCUGCCUCCCCAGUGCACAGCCCCAGCCUUUGAGAGGAAGCUGAAGCACGUCAAGCUGUACGAGGGCACGCCCGUCACCUUCACGUGCAAAGUCACUGGACAGCCCAUGCCAAAGGUCUACUGGUUCAAAGACGGCAAUCAGAUUUCCAAGCACAGCGAGCACUACCAGAUUUGUCGUGAGCCGGACGGGACUUGUUCCCUCCACACCAAAGCUGCUACGCUGGAUGACGAUGGGAAUUACACCAUCAUGUUGGCUAACCCUGUGGGUAGGACGAGCUGUACAGGAAGGCUGAUGGUCCAAACUGUGAGCCAGAGGGGACGGUCUCCCCGUUCCCCUGCAGGACAAUCACCUGGAAGAAGACCUCGAUCCCGAUCCAGGGACAGCGGAGAGGAAGUGGAAACCAUCCAAGAGCGCUUCUUCCGACCUCACUUCUUGCAGGCUCCGGGCGACAUGGUCAUUCAGGAGGGGAAGCUCUGUAGAAUGGAUUGUAAGGUGAGUGGGCUCCCAACUCCCGACCUGAUAUGGCAGCUGAACGGGAACCAGAUCCGGCCAGACAGUAGCCACAAGAUGCUGGUGCGCGAGAACGGCGUCCACUCCCUUGUCAUCGAACCUGCCACAGCCAGGGACGCCGGGAUGUACACGUGCAUCGCCACCAACCGAGCAGGGCAGAACUCCUUCAGCCUCGAGCUCGUCGUUGCAGCCAAGGAGAUGGUGAGAGCCCCAGCAUUCAUUGAGAAGCUACAAAACACCGGGGUGGCAGAAGGUUAUCCGAUACGGCUGGAGUGCCGUGUGUCUGGCGUGCCUUAUCCGCAGAUCUUCUGGAAGAAGGACAACGAAUCCCUGACACACAACACCGAGCGAGUGAGCAUGCACCAUGACAACAGAGGUUAUAUCUGCCUGCUAAUUCAGCCAACCACGAAGGAGGAUGCUGCCUGGUAUACCGUCUCUGCAAAGAAUGAGGCUGGAAUAAUAUCAUGUACUGCCAAGCUGGAUGUUUACUCCCCCCAGUGGCAUCAGACCCCCGUCUCCAAGCCUAAGAAGGUCCGUCCCUCGGCGAGUCGCUACGCCGCGCUGACCGACCAAGGACUGGACAUCAAGUCAGCAUUCCUGCCCGAAGCCAACCCCAUCCACCUGGGCGGUCAGAGUGUCCUGGUGGAGAGUGAUGACCUGUAGCCAAACCCUCGAGGGUGACCAGGAUUACACAUCGGGAGAGAACGUGGGAGGCAAAAGGCCUCUCAGGGAGAAUGACUCCACCCUGACAAAGUCAGGGCAUGCUGAAAACAUUUUUAUUCUUCAUUUUGAAAUGCAAAUCAAUACAAAACAAAAAGCAGGGGAUGACAUGACAAAAUAUACAACGGAUGUCGGAGGAGAAUAUUUUGGUGGACCGACAAGAAUUUGGAGUGGAUUGAAUUUCGCACAUGCACACAUUUUGUUAUCCAAGUCUCACCUUGCACGGCUAAAUUGUGUCAUAGGUAUUUUGCUACACAGUGGCGAUGAAUUAUUAUUAGUGGUUAUGUGCACAUUAGUAAACAGAUAUUAAAAAUUACAUACAAUUAUUGUAUAUAUCAGGUAACCAUUCUUGCUAAGAGCCUGAGCUAAAGCCAUGUUAUUCAGAUGGAAAUGUGAUCUAUUCUGUUGGGGAAGAGUACAGCAGGGAGUUUCGGAAAUGGUUGGAAAGUUGGGACUGAGGCAUUGGAAAGGGUCCAGAGGAGGUUCAUGAGAAUGGCAGGGUUAACAUAUUGAUGACUCUGGGCACGUGCUCACUGAAGUUCAGAAGAAUCAGCGGGGGUCUCAUUGAAAUCUAUCGAAUAUUGAUAGAGUGGACAUGGGUGAAGGUGCUUCCUAUAUUGGAGAGGUCUAGAACCAGAGCACACAGUCUCAGAACAGAGGGAUGUCCAUUUAGAACAGAGAUGAGGAGGAAUUUCUUUAGCCAGAAGAUGGUGAAUCUGUGGUGUCCUUUGCUACAGGCUGCCGCGGAGGUCAAUUCAUUGGGUGUAUUUAAAGGGGAAAUUGAUAGGUUCUUGAUUAAUAAGGGUGUCAAAUGUUACGGGGAGAAGGUGGUUGAGAGAGGAAAUAAGGUAGGAGAACGUGGUUUUUGAGAGGUAAUAAAUCAGCCAUGAUAGAAUGGUGGAGCGGACUUGAUGGGCCAAAUGGCCUAAUUCUACUCCUAUGUAUUAUGGACUUAUGAUGGUCAUAGGCAUUCUGGAAGCCCUGAUUCAGAACUCAUUGACAUUAUGGGAAAGGUUUGAUCUCAUGUUUUGGGCCUUUCAGUUUGAGAUGAGAUGACCGCUGAUGUGGCUUAGAGCUGGUUGUUUUGUGGAGGAUGAUGUCGCCUUCCUCACACCCGACAUGCCUCACUCAGUUUUCUUUGCAGUCGUCCUUCCAAGUCACAGUGUCCCGGUUCAAGCAGCCAGUGGGGUAGGGCUUGCCGGGACACUCAGUGCGGGACUGUUAAACCCGUGCACCGCCAGUCAUUUUGGCAGCCGCCUCUGUGUUGGACAGCAGCGGGUGUGAGACUGGUAGUGUUGGCUGUAGUGGGUUGGUGAAGGAGUCUCCUAAUGAGAAGCUGGUCCAUUUCCCUUGUUGUCAAAAUUGGCAGGCUGCCGGCCAGUAGUGAGGUACAUCUCCCCUCCAUUCCAUGUCAAGUUAUUGGUGGUAGGGGUGGGCUUGGAAUAUGGGCAGGGUUACAGCUGUGACACCCCUGGGGAGGUUCAUUGCCAUCGGAACAUUGCUAAUGAGGCACUUAACACAAAAGAUCCAUGAACCUCGCUCACCCAGCCCUCGUUCCAACAGGCCCAGCUUCUUGCAGGUCAGCUCAAAGGCACGAUCUGACUAAACAUUCACGUUCAGCGUGUGUAGCAGUGUUCCAGCUUUGUACUUAAUCCAGGUCAAGUUCAGAGGCUUAGUGUUGAUGCAGGUAUCCUCUGUCCUUAAUCAAUAAACCACGUGUGUGCCUCACACAAGUGCCCUGGGACAGGUUGGGUCUGGAAGAGAUUCUACGCCCUCAAACUCAGACCAGGUUCCUGCUGGCCAAGGGUCAGGUGCUAAGCCUAGACAUGAGAAGACCUCCAGCAAGGAGUGUGAUAACCUCCUUCCUCGCUAACACCCCAUCCUCCCCGUCUGUGACUCCAGCAUUGACACACAAGGUUAAAGGUUUAUUUGUCACCUGUACACAGGAACAUACGGUGAAACGGGCUGUUUGUGUCAAUGACCAGUCCGGUCCAAGAGGGUGCUGGGGGCAUCCCACAAGGGUCCCCUUGUGUCCAGAGCCACAACUCACUCGUCCUAACCCGUCCCGUACAUCUUUGGAAUGUGGGGGAGAUCAGGAGUACCUGCAGGAAACCCACGUGGUCACGGAGAGGACGUACAAACUUCUUACAGACAGCGAUGGGAAUGGAAGCCUGGUCGCUGGGCGUUGUGAAGCGUUGCGCUAGCUGCUACGCCACCCUGCAGUCUGGAAGGUGACUACAGGCCUCUGCCAGGAGGAGAGGCCAGGCUGAUGGUCGUGGCCAUCCACUGCCCAAACCAACCCAGGCAGAGAUGAUUUAAGGCAGGACUCGUUGAUGCCCACGUUGCAGUAACACACUGGCAGCUUCUCAACUUCUACACAUUACCCCAAGAAGUAGAAAAGACUCAGCAGGUCAGGCAGCAUCUAAAGGGCAGAGAACACGUUUCACGUUUCAGUCCUGACCUUUUAUAAGAAGCUUUACACUCAAUAGCCACUUUAUUAGAUGCCUCCUAUACCUAACAAAGUGGCCAUUGUAGCCCAUCCACUUCAAAGUUCAACGUGUUGUGUGUUCAGAGAUGCUUUUCUACACACCACUGUUGUAACGUGUGAGUUACUGUCGCCUUCCCAUCAGCUUGAACCAGUCUGGCCAUUCUCCCCGACCUCUCUCAUUAAUGAGGCGUUUUUGCCCACAGAACAGCCACGCACUGGAUAUUUUUUUUGUUUCUUGCACCGUUCUCUGUAAACUCUAUAAACUGUUGUGCAUGAAAAUCCCAGGAAAUCAACAGUUUCUGAGAUACUGAAACCACCCCGUCUGGCACCAACAAUCAUUCCACGGUCAAAGUCACUUAGAUCACGUUUCUCCCCAUUCUGAUGUUUGGUCUGAACAACAACUGGACCUCUUGACCAUGUCUGCAUGCUUUUUAUGCAUUGAGUUGCUGCCACGUGAUUGGCUGAUCAGAUAUUUGCAUUAACGAGCAGGUGUACGUAAUAAGGUUGCCACGGAGUGGAGCUUGAGCAUCACAUUCUGGCCCCUGUCUUCGAUGUCAUUCACAAACCAGCCGGUUUUUAUAGCAAUCUGAUAGUUUUGUGGUCAGUGACACCAGCUUCUCUUUGUAAUUAACUGAAUUUAAUUGCCUACCUGUCCUGGUGAGGUUUGAUCUUGUGUCACUGGGGCCUCUGGCCAAGUAACGAGGCCAGCUUGAUAUAUUACGUUUGAUGGGAAGGUUUAGGUGGCAGUGAUGGUCAUUGUCUUUGUGACACAGAAACCUGCUUCAAUUCUGCAAGAUCAUUUAGUUUGAUACAAAAUAAGGACUCACUCUAACGCCCGGGUUAAUUGUGGGGAGUGUGGGCUCCAAUAUAGAUAUUGUUUCAUAAGGCAUAGGAGAGUAGAGGUAGGCUGUUUGGCCCAUUGAGUCUGCUCUGCCAUUGACUUACAGACGAUUUAUUACCCUCUCAACACCAUGAAAGGAUAAGGAAUGGAAUGUACUGACAUUUCGAAAGGAUAAUGGAAUGUACUCAAUUCCCAGAAUCAUUUUGUCCCCAAUUAAAAUUACACACAACAGGAAGCAACUUAAUGUAAAUAUAAAACCCACUGCAGAAAACUAGGCCUCAGCCUAGGUCUGGGUCAAGAGUCUGGUCUCCUGGUGGAUGGUGGGGUUGUUCCACCCAUGUCCCCAGUACUAACAUCAUCCAUUUGAAGACCUCAUGCCGAGUUUAUUUUUUGUUUGGAAACCAUGGUAACUUGACUCUCUGGUAGAUGUUUAGGGGUACAUGGAAUGAGAGAAAUAAUAUCAUAUGGGGGGAGGGGAGGUAUCUUGGAUAAACCCAACACAUAAAUAAAGAGGGAACAGAGGAAGUUCAUGAGAAUAAUCCCAGGAAUUAAAGUCUUAAUGAAAGAGGAGUGUCUGAGGGCUCUGGGCCUGUACUCGCUGGAGUUUAGAAGAAUGAGGAGUGAUCUCAUUGAAACCUCUUGAAUACUGUGGAUAGAGUGGCUGUGGAGAGGAUGUUUCUGAAAGCGGAAGAGUUUAGGGCCAGAGGGCAUAGCUUCAGAAUACAAGGACAUCCCUUUAGAAUGGAGAUAAGGAGGAAUUUCUUUCACCAGAGGGUGAGGAAUCCAUGGAAUUCAUGGUCACAGAUGGUUGAUAGGCCAAGUGAUUGGGUAUAUUUAAAGUGGAGAUUGAUAGGAGAAUGGGGUUGAGUGGAAUAAUAAAUCAGCCAUGAUGGAAUGGCAGAGCAGACUCGAUGGGACAAAUAGCCUAAUUCUGUUCCAAUGUCUUAUAGUCUUAUGAUGUCAUAAAGUCAUACAGCACCAAACCCGGCCCUUCGGCCCAAAUUAGCUCUACUUCAUUAGUUUUAUUAGUUCUGCUCCUAAGUCUUAUGGUCAACAAACGCUGCAGCAAAGGCAGAGGACCGGAAGGAGAUAGGAACACAGAGAAGGCAUUGGGAUGUGCCCAGCAACUACACAAUGGUACCACGGAGCUUUGCAAUGUAUAGAAAAUGCCUGUACUCAAAGAAAUAAUGCACAUAUUCUUUAUUUAAAAUAGGCAAAAGUUUAAGUGUAACUUAGCUCAGUUUUGUUGUUUGAGGUAUUACGUUGAGAUUUGUUCUAUUAUUAUUUCCUACUGUAUAUCCCAGCCUUUCAGUUCAAUAUUUUAUAAGGAGAAUGUUGUCGAAGACGAGUGAAACUGGUUUCAUCCAUUUAGUGAUUGUUUUUAACUGAAGGUAAGAUUAGCUUUGAUAUGAAUUUGAACUCUGACCAUGGACAGAAACAGGAGUAGGUCGAAAUCCAGGCAGAACGGGGACAUUAGAUAACAGCGCUUGCAAACUUUCCAGGUCUGAACUUCACGUCGACCUGAAAAUAUUCAAACCUGACCUGUUGGUGUAUUCCUGCAACCUCACCUGCCCAGUGCUGAGGGCUCACUUCUGCAAUUUAUGGUGACAUAUUUAAUGGCAAAAGCUUUCUGUUCCCCUGUGACCAUGUAAAGUUUUUUUUUUAACAUGCUGCAUUUGCUACUUUUGGAUUGUUCUGAGUUUUUUGUGUGGGGGGGUUUAAAUUUAAUAAAAAUUCU